Molecule: messenger RNA, 4192 nt
Organism: Anarrhichthys ocellatus (wolf-eel)
Lineage: Eukaryota; Metazoa; Chordata; Actinopteri; Perciformes; Anarhichadidae
Gene: fus
Product: FUS RNA binding protein
Biological process (GO): regulation of DNA-templated transcription
Molecular function (GO): RNA binding
Source: RefSeq, a predicted model, not a curated record
GGGGGGGGGGAAAGCCCAAACCAAAACGAGCCUCCUGCUUCUUGGGUCUCUGCCACAGAGCGAGACGUACUUAUUUUUUAUUUUAAUCACACAUUGGAUAAGUUUCAUUUCUCUCUCUCCACCUUUUGACAUUUGGAACCUCAUCGUCACCUUUUAUUUGAAUUGACCUGCCAUGCAUGCAUGAAUCCACCACAUGGUUAUCGUAACGUUGUCACGGCACUGACAUGUUCAGCCCCCCCCCCCUCGCCAUGCACACGGUUUAGAUCUCCCUUCUGUCUCUUGGUUAGCGUGUGCUUCAUUUUAAGAUGUCAGUAAUGCUUUUAAGCCAUUCCCUCUACUUAGACAAAGUGACUACUGAGCAGUUGUUGUAGCAUUACUGCAUCCUUUUAACCCUCAGAUUCCUCACAGUAUUUUUUUUCAGGAUGGUUUUUGUCACAUUAGGACAGGUCAUGUACAUUUUUCCAGUUUUUUGCUUAUUCUGCUUUGGUUGUCUUUAAAAUGAAUAAUGCUGAAACAAAACUGGACUUAAAGUUGAGCUUGUGAGGAGUUGAACUGUUUCGAGAUAUAAGCCUGCUGCUGCUAGCUGGACUCUGGUCUAUUAGCUCUUCUAUCAAACCCCACCGUGAGUAACUGGUGUGUAAAUAGACCCACAUGUGUCCUUCAGUCUGUCCUCGUCGGUCCUCUUCUUAUUUAUGUGUUCCUUCAUCCUUUCUGGUGUGUUUACCAUCUCAACUCAUUUCAUUUUUUUCUCUUUAUUGGAGUUCUUUACGAAAAUGAAUAAAGUUUGAUUUAAAUUAAUUUUCACUGGCCUUUUGUUGUUUCUUUCUUUGAAUUGGCUCACUUAUCCUGAGUGGUCGAGGGAAAGUCAAUUGUAGAAAUGCUGGAUGGUUCAUCCUUUGGAGAGCAGGACUGUGCUGAGUGAAUUUAAUGCUAAUCUACAUGGGGGCCUGUAGUGUCUCUUUAACCAUCAUUUCCUCCAAAUAUUGCACUCAAUCAUUGAAUACUGAGCAAAAUGCUCAUGUGAAAUCUGAGCUUCACAGGUAAAACUCAGGAGAGAUCAGUGGCUGUCUUCAAGUGCAAUAUGUAUUAUUAUGACGCCUUGCCCUCUAGACGAGCUAUAGAUGUCUGCUCCGAAAACAAAUUAAACUCAUGUAAUACAGGUUUCUACAUGUAUAUAAUAAAAUUGCUGCAUUGACCAAAAACGGAACACAAGAAUGUUCCUACUGUCUUAAUAAAUGUAAUGUAUGAAUUAAAACAUUUUAUUUGCCAUCAUGGAGGAAUAUAAGUAGCCUUAUUUAGAAGAAAAAUAAAAUUCUACAAGCUUGUCAUGCUGAGUCAUUCACUUGAUCAUAUUAAUUCUAAAUCCUAAACAUAUAUCUACAAUAUCUUGUUAUGCACGUUAUUUUUCUAUUGGAAGCCUCUUAUUUAUUUUCUCUGCCUCGGUUUAAUGUUGCUAAUAAGCACUUUUAUUUUAAUAUUGCUUCUGAAUUUUACAUGUUAAUCUUUUAUUUUAUUUCUUUUCGAUUCAAGAACUUUAAAACUGCCUCGUGUCUGAAUUAUGCCAUAGAAACGCAUUUCCCGCUCCUAGUUAUAUUAAAUUCUAAAUAUCUAUUUGAUUUACAUUUCCUUCCCUUAGUUAAAUUAUUUAAAUUAUAUUAUCUAUGACUUGUUUUGAUUUAUAAGAAGCCAUCGGCUUCUGCGCGCCCCCCUGCGGCCGCAGGAGGAACUGCAGGACGGGACGGUGAAAGGGACUCCGGUGAUCGCGGUGCUUCAUCUUCAUCACUCCUCCUUUCAGCGAACACGCCGGUAGAUUGACUUUAUUCAACGUUAAAAGGCGGUUUCUCGCUUCUCAAAAUGGCGUCUAACGAUUAUUCUCAAACAUCUGGACAGGGCUAUGGGUCCUAUGGUGGAGGAGGUGGUGGUGGAGGUGCUAACCAGGGCUAUGGUCAGUCUUCUGGUCAGAGCUACAGCCAGCAGAGCUACGGCGGCUACAACCAGAGCUCAGACAGCAGCCCUGGCUCCUACAGCCAGGGAGGACAUGGCAGCUAUGGUCAAUCAGGCCAGUCAGGAUACGGUUCUCCCCCCUCUAACCAGGGUGGAGGAGGAGGUGGAGGUUAUAAUCAGUCCUACAGCCCUGGAGGUUGUAACAGCAGCAACCAGCCCUCCAACAUGAGCUACAGCCAGCAGUCUUCAUCCUUCUCUGGGUACAGCCAGCAGCAGCAGCCUCCGUCUUUAUCCUCCGCUGGCUAUGAAGGGAACUCGCAGGCUUCUUCUGGCUACAACCAGCCGCCAAGCGGUGGACCGAGUGGAGGUGGUUACGGUAGCAGUGGAGGUCAGACCGGUGGCUACGGGGGCAGCGGGGGCCACCAGCAGCCGUCCCAACACGGGGGGGGGUCCUACAACCAGCCUCCGAGCUACAGCGCCCCCCCGCCUCAGAGCUACAGCCAGCAGAGCCAGUACAGUCAAGGUGGAGGAUAUGGAGAUGAAAGCCCACCGCUGAGCGGAGGAGGAGGAGGGUACGGUGGUCCCGACGGAGGCUACGGAGGUCAGGACAGCCACGGUGGAAGAGGACGCGGGGGCGGAUUUGGAGGCCGCGGUGGAGGAGGAUACGAUCGUGGUUUUGAUCGAGGUGGCCGAGGAGGACCAAGAGGAAGAGGAGGCAUGGGAAUGGGCGAUCGUGGAGGAUUCAGUAAGUUUGGUGGACCAAGAGACCCGGGACACGGACAUGGAGGACCCGGCUUCAUGCAGGACCAGGACAACUCUGACAACAACACCAUCUUCGUCCAAGGCAUGGGAGACGACUACACCGUGGAGUCGGUGGCAGACUUCUUCAAGCAGAUCGGGAUCAUUAAGAUCAACAAGAAGACCGGCCUGCCGAUGAUCAACCUGUACACGGACAGAGACACGGGGAAGCUGAAGGGGGAGGCCACGGUGUCCUUUGACGACCCCCCCUCAGCCAAGGCCGCCAUCGACUGGUUUGAUGGUAAAGACUUCAGUGGAAAUCCCAUCAAGGUGUCUUUCGCCACCCGCAGGGCCGACUUUGGAGGCCGAGGUGGAAUGAGGGGAGGACGAGGACGAGGAGGUCCGAUGGGUCGUGGUGGAUUCGGAGGGGGUCGAGGUGGAGGUUUCCCAGGAGGCAAUGGAGGCAAUGGAGAUGGAGGAGAUGGAGGAGGAGGAGGAGGAGGAGGAGGAGGAGGAGGAGGACAACAGAGAGCCGGAGACUGGAAGUGUUCAAACCCUAACUGUGGGAACCUGAACUUCUCGUGGCGUAACGAGUGUAACCAGUGCAAGGCCCCGAAGCCCGAGGACGCUGGUGGGAUGUCCCCCAUGGAACGAGGAGGUUUUGGAGGAGGCGAGCGCAGAGGGGGGUUCGAUCGAGGAGGCUUCAGAGGCCGAGGAGGCUUCAGAGGCAGAGGAGGCGACCGCGGAGGAUACAGCCCCGGAAAGAUGGACGGAAGAGGCGACCACAGACAGGAGCGGCGGGGCCGUCCCUACUAACUCAGCUGUCUCACCUGCGGCACAGAGAGCGGCCCUCCACCUUUGUAGAAUGUUGAUCCUUUUCAUUCAGCGGGUAGAAAGACGUGAGCGUCCCUGUUCUCUGUGUUUGCUCUCCAUCAUGUGACGCCUUCACCUCCUCUCAUCACCGAGGCCUCACUUACUGUAAACACCAUCUGAUGUGUUUCAUCAUCGAACCUCCACAACGUUCUCUUUAUCAUCAUUAUCAUCUAGACCAGCUGUCGCCUCUAACGGGUCGUUUUACUUUCAUCGCAUCAACCUUCUAACCUUUAACUAGAAGAAUAAGUAACGAAUCAUUGGAAUGAACCUAGAAGUCUGAUUCUAGUUCGGAGGUGAGAACAGAGAUGAACGUUUGAACAGAGCGAUGGAGGAUUCUAAUCCUCAACCUGCCACUCAGAAGCGCGUCUGAAGGCUCCUGUUCUAGAUGUCAGCGAGCAGUCAGAGGGAAUAAGAACCAAGUUAUUUAAAGGAAUAAUGUCCUGCAACAGGAAACAGAACCAUAACAUGUCUUUGGUCUCAGUGUUUGGUGUUACAUUCAUGAGCAGCUUGGUUUGAGGCGUGAGGCCUCGUGUGUCUGCAGAUGUACCAACAUGUUGGUGUAGAGACGUGUUUUUAUUUAUGUUCUUUUGUAUUGUGCAUGUGCUGCUUUUCAAAUGAAAGUGUUGAUGAAACCAAA